AUGACACCAACAGAAGAGUAUUCGUUGAAAUAUGUUUAUAGUAGUAAGGAUCAAAUUAAAGCCCCAUUUUAUGGUGUUAGUUUCAAUAAAUUUGACAAUUCUGGUGACUCAAAUUUUGCUAUAGUUGGUGGCUCUACAAUUAUAGUCGUAUCUAUCGAUGGUAGGAAAUCUUCAGAACCGAAUUUAUAUCAAUAUGAGCAGGAUAUUGUUCCUUUAAAGGAUCCUGAAAAUUUUUAUUGUUGUGCAUGGAUAUAUGAUCAAGAUACUGAUUCACAAUGGAUUGCCGCUGGUGGAUCUACAGGAAUUAUUAAAAUCUUGGAUGUUUGUACAGGACGUUUAAUAAAGCUAAUUCCAUCAUCUGUCAAAUGCAUGAACAAGAAACUUAUUGGACAUGGAGAUGAAAUUAAUGAAAUACAAAAUCAUCCAAGAGAUACAAAUUUGUUAUUUUCAGGCAGUAAAGAUUUUUCAAUAAGACUAUGGGAUUUGAAAACAUGUCAACCAAUCGUGAUAUUUGGUGGCGAGUGUGGACAUCGUGAACCGGUUUUAAGCAUUGAUAUACACAUAUCUGGUAAUUUCUUAGCAUCUGCUGGGAUGGAUCAUGCAAUAAAAAUAUGGACUUUGUGCACACCAAUUAUUCAAAAUGCAAUCGAUGUAUCUAAAAACAGUAAACCACAAAGAUAUAGCGGACAGUGUUGUACCACUGGUGAUUAUAUUAUAACACCACUUUUUGUGCAUUUUCCAAUAUUCUCAUCAAUUGAUAUACACAACAAUUAUGUUGAUUGUGUAAGGUGGUAUGGCGAUUAUAUAUUGUCUAGAUGUGCUGCGACAACUACUAUAAUAAUGUGGAAACCAAAAAUUAAAUUGUCACCAGUCGAGGACAAGUCUACAAUAACUAGUGUUGUUGUUGGGGGUCCAAGUAAGCCCUCAACAAGUUAUGAUAUUCAUUGCGAAUUAGAUUUUGAAAAUUGUGAUAUUUGGUUUCUACGUUUUACACUGUCACCUGAUCAAGAGCAACUUGUCAUCGGAAAUCAAACAGGGGAUAUAUUUUUAUGGGACAUGAAUCAAAUAUCAAAUGUUAUUGCUAAUUAUACAAAGAAAAAGAUAUUUAAAAUUUGUGGGAAAAAAACUGCCAAAGGCAAGAAAAAGAAAGGUAAAGAUGUAGCAAACUCUGAUUUAUUAGAAUGCAUCAAGUAUAAUAAUGUAACAAAUUUUACUCGAAUGGAUUUAAUUCAAUUUGCUAGCGAUGAGUUAAUUACGAUUGAACCAUUCUUUAAUUCAAGAAAGUUCACAAUUUCCGGAAAAGAGUUUGGACCUUUUAAUCCACCUAAAAAAGCUCAAGUGCCAUUAUGGGCAGCCUUAAUGUUGAAAGAAAAGAAAGUUUGUAAGAUCAUACAACCUGAUUGGUUAACUGUUGAGAAUCUAGACAUAAGGUCAAAAGAGGAAAAGCCAGAAAGUGCUUUUGCUGAUUUACCAUACUGGUAUAAUGAAAUUUCAAGUAUUUUAUUAAAAAAAGCUGAAGAUGAUUUAGAAAAUCCAAAUCAAAUAAGAUAUUUACUACAAGGACUUAAAGAAAAACGUGAAAUGAAAAUAAGACAGGGUUUAUUGGGGUUGGAUCCUUCAAUUCGUCAGGAGCAAAUGAAAUUCAUUCAAUGA
This is a messenger RNA of Entrophospora sp. SA101, 1653 nucleotides long. Lineage: Eukaryota; Fungi; Glomeromycota; Glomeromycetes; Entrophosporales; Entrophosporaceae. The record is from the annotation of a GenBank genome assembly.